UCCUUCCGCCAGUCAGCAGCUGAGCGGGAGAUUGUCAUGUAUCACGACGACUGGAGUUACCGGUUCGCGGCUGCCGUUGCAUCAGGCGAUGGUACAAAUGGACCAAGUCAGCCGGGACUGUAUCCGAAUGGUUCUCGCAUGAUGAGGGCGCAGUUUAUGAGCCCUGUUGCCCAUUACCCCUCUGUGGGAAUGGGUGGCCUACCUCCAAGGCCAGGUUUGGCCCCACCAGGCAUGAUCCCACCUUUGCUGGGACCAAUGGGUGCUCAUCCAAUGGGUCCGAUGGCCCCUAUGAUUCCUUCUCUCAUGUCUGGGAUGAUGAUGACUACUCAUGUAGCCCCCGGCACCUUACCCACCUUACCCGCAGGCAUGCCGCCAGGUUUGGACCCCACAUUAGGUCAGCCGCCAGUUGCACCGUCGCCACUUCCUGUAAUUUCAGCACCACCAUCGAUCACUGCUAAUAGCAGCACUAAUGAAGAACCAAAUAAACCGAAAUCUUUGUGGACUGAGCAUAAAUCACCAGAUGGUAGGACGUAUUAUUAUCAUAUCGAAACCAAGCAGUCUACCUGGGAGAAGCCGGAUGAAAUGAAAUCUCCAGUGGAGCAAAUGUUAUCCAAAUGUCCUUGGAAGGAAUUCAAAUCCGACUCUGGAAAGCCCUACUUUUACAAUUCCCAGACAAAGGAAUCUCGUUGGGCUAAACCAAAGGAGCUGGAGGAUCUUGAAGCAAUGAUCAAGGCAGAAGAAAGUGGCAGUGUACCGGACCCAGCAGCUUCUGCAGCUGUUGCACCCGUCCAGGCCACUCAAGCUGCAGAGAUGGUCAGCACCACCACACCUGUGUCAAUAGCUGCAGAACCAGAGCUUGUGAUGUCCACCCCCACUACUCCUGCCAUAGACACUGAAAUGAUGGUCAAUGAUAUUGUAGAGGAGCAAGCCUAUUCUGUAUCAUCUUCUAUUCAAGACAAGGAUCACGAAGUUAGCAGCAGCGGCGUAGUCGAAGAAUUGGCUAAACAAGACGUUUUGCCAGACUCUGCUUCAAUAGAAGAACCUGAAGAGGAAAAAGCUCCCAAAAAAACCUACACUUGGAACACAAAAGAAGAAGCCAAGCAAGCAUUUAAAGAACUCCUAAAAGAAAAGCGUGUGCUGUCCAAUGCAUCUUGGGAACAAGCCAUGAAAAUGAUCAUUAAUGAUCCCAGAUACAGUGCCCUGGCAAAGUUGAGUGAGAAAAAACAAGCUUUUAAUGCUUACAAAGUUCAGACAGAAAAGGAAGAAAAAGAGGACGCCAGGCUGAAAUAUAAGGAGGCAAAAGAGGCUUUCCAGAGGUUCUUAGAAAAUCACGAAAAGAUGACCUCCAUCACCCGAUACAAAAAAGCAGAACAGAUGUUCACAGAAUUAGAUGUUUGGAAUGGAAUUUCUGAACGUGAUCGCCUCGAGAUUUAUGAAGAUGUCUUAUUCUAUUUAGCAAAGAAAGAAAAGGAGCAAGCGAAGCAGCUGAGGAAGAGAAACUGGGAGGCGCUGAAGAAUAUACUUGACAAUAUGGCCAAUGUAACCUACUCUACUACAUGGUCAGAAGCUCAGCAGUACCUCAUGGACAACCCGACAUUUGCUGAAGAUGAAGAACUUCAGAAUAUGGAUAAAGAAGAUGCAUUAAUAUGUUUCGAAGAGCAUAUUCGUGCUUUAGAAAAGGAGGAAGAGGAGGAGAAGCAAAAGACUUUGCUGCGGGAAAGAAGACGGCAGCGGAAAAACAGAGAAUCUUUCCAGGUAUUUUUGGAUGAAUUGCAUGAACACGGUCAGUUGCAUUCAAUGUCGUCUUGGAUGGAGUUGUAUCCUACAGUUAGUUCUGAUAUACGGUUUGCCAACAUGCUUGGGCAGCCAGGGUCCACAGCCUUGGAUCUUUUCAAAUUUUAUGUGGAGGGUCUCAAAGCUCGAUAUCACGACGAGAAAAAAAUAAUAAAAGAUAUAUUGAGGGACAAAGGAUUUGUGGUUGAGCUUCGAACAACAUUUGAAGAUUUUGUCAUGGUUAUUAGUUCAACAAAAAGGGCCACAACGUUAGAUGCUGGAAAUAUCAAGCUGGCUUUCAAUAGCCUCUUGGAAAAAGCAGAGGCUCGGGAACGAGAGCGUGAGAAAGAAGAGGCCCGCAAAAUGAAGAGGAAAGAAUCUGCUUUCAAGAGCAUGCUAAAACAAGCAGCGCCCCCUAUUGAAGUAGACUCUGCUUGGGAAGAGGUGCGGGAGAGGUUUAUUAAGGAGCCGGCUUUUGAAGACAUCACACUGGAAUCUGAGAGGAAGAGGAUAUUUAAAGAUUUUGUGCAUACUCUAGAGCACGAAUGUCAACAUCAUCAUUCGAAAAACAAGAAGCAUUCAAAGAAGUCCAAAAAGCACCACCGUAAGAGAUCACGGUCACGUUCGGGCUCGGAAUCGGAGGAGGAGGAGGAAAACCACACAAAAAAGAAAAGGCAACGAUCGGACUCUCGAUCAGCCUCUGAACAUUCCACUAGUGGGGAGUCAGAAAAAAGCUAUAAAAAGGCAAAAAAGCACAAAAAAAAGAGCAAAAAGAGAAGACAUAAGUCUAAUUCUCCAGAAUCUGAAGUAGAGAAAGAAAGAGAGAAAAAAGAUCGGGAUAGGGAUCGGGAACGAGAACGAGACAAGGAAAAUGACAAAGAGCGUUCAAGACAAAAAGAAUCAAAACAGAAAUCCCCGAAAAGGAAACCAGUGAAAGACUCUGGUAACUGGGACACAUCUGGAAGUGAAUUAAGUGAAGGAGAGCUUGAAAAGCGGAGACGAACCCUCUUGGAACAACUGGAUGAUGAUCAAUAGGAACACCUCAUUACCAAAUAUGUUUACAGUAAAAUGUGACAGAUGCCGAAUUCUUAGUUUCUAGCAGGGAAUUGUUCAACCUUCCACAGAUAUAAACCGCGGUUGCUCUCUGUACAAAGAAUUGUCUCCAUUGGAGAAUGUGCUCUCUAGUUAAAACUCCACGUUGUAAAUUUCACAUUUUUUUUUUUUUUGCCCCAUAUACUUGCCUUAAGUAAAUAACAGAAUGUGCCACCUGAUUUCCUGUCAAUCAUUAAACUGACUUUCUUUUGGAUAUCUAUUUAAUCCCCAUUUGCUCUGGGAGGGAGCGGGAUUGAACUGUAAUUCUGGUUAAAACAGAAUCUUAUUUUUUAUAUUUUAUUUUCUUUGCAGCUAUUCCCCCUGUGAUUAUUCAGUGGUAAACAUUCUUCUGACCGGGCUAUUUUUGUACAUUUUUAUGAAUUAUUAAAGCCUUGUCUUUUA
Messenger RNA from Bufo gargarizans (Asiatic toad), 3267 nucleotides. RefSeq names its product pre-mRNA processing factor 40 homolog A (gene PRPF40A). Gene Ontology annotation, cellular component: U2-type prespliceosome; U1 snRNP. Gene Ontology annotation, biological process: mRNA cis splicing, via spliceosome. Gene Ontology annotation, molecular function: protein binding; RNA binding. Lineage: Eukaryota; Metazoa; Chordata; Amphibia; Anura; Bufonidae. The coding region runs from base 37 to 2808 and encodes 923 amino acids. The transcript has 27 exons. The record is from RefSeq and is a predicted model, not a curated record.